Aspergillus uvarum CBS 121591 is the source of this 1485-nucleotide messenger RNA. RefSeq names its product MT-A70 family. The transcript has 2 exons. Gene Ontology annotation, molecular function: methyltransferase activity. The annotation marks the transcript as partial. Lineage: Eukaryota; Fungi; Ascomycota; Eurotiomycetes; Eurotiales; Aspergillaceae. Gene Ontology annotation, cellular component: RNA N6-methyladenosine methyltransferase complex; nucleus. The record is from RefSeq and is a predicted model, not a curated record.
GCUAUACUCUAUCAAGACCCUCAGGCCACCACCUUCUUGAUUGAUAUUCCUGCAUCAAUCGCUCGCGCGCAGUCACUCUCCCCAUUUCAAUCAUCAGCGCUCUUGCCCUCCGCAAGGUCGCCUUCUACUCCUGAAAAUGACAAAGAUCGAAGACUUCUCUCAACGCCGCCACUGAGCGUGCCCUAUCCGACUCGUACGGAGCCGAAAACUGAUGCGGCCCGGGCAAGAGUUCUUGAAAGAAUCCCUCUUGCAGAGAGACUUCUGCAUUCAGAAAUCCUUGAACCCCUGGUAACGGAGGGGUUAUCCCAGAUACGCCGUGCGCUCGACUCGGGAUUUCCAUGGUGUCUUCCGCGGGUUGAGAUAGAUCCCAGCGCUCAGGACUUACCUCGCAAUAGGGACCUUGGUGACGAGGCUCCCCUCACGAAGAAGAGGAAGGGCACUACCGGGCGAACACGCAGCAAUCGCCCCGGGAAUGAGGGUGCUGCGAUGGAGCCGAUCACCUCUGCUUCUGCUGCCUCCACUGCACCAUGCGCUUCCCUCGACCCCCCGUUGAUCUUGUCUCCCGGCGUGAACCGCUUCAGCUGCAUGUCCGAACUGUCCAGCAUCGUGGUCCGGAAUACGUCGCUGGGAUCAGCCUCGGUGCACGCGACCUGUACGGUAGAUGUGGGGAAGACAGCGGACGAUACGCGAUGCUGUCACAGUGCACCUCAUCACCUAUCAUCAUGCCUUGUUCCUCACUCUUUCUACAUUCCGCCGCUCUCAAGCUUCCUUCAAUGCAGAAUCCCGAUCUCAACAGCCCCCGUCACGCACGCAGAGACCCCCAUCCCAGGUCUCCCUCACCACCGGAAAUUCAACCUCAUCCUGCUUGACCCACCCUGGGCCAACCGCUCGGUCCGUCGCAGCGGUCAUUACCACACUCAGACCUACCUUGACUGGGAACUGCUCACCCAGCGCAUUCGCAAUGUCCUGUCCGUCCAUCUGGCCGGCAGGCGUGGGAGCGCCCUCGCAGCCAUCUGGAUCACGAACUCAGGGAAAGCCCGCAAGACGGCCUACGACGCGAUACAGGGGGCCGGGCUGACGGUCUGCGAAGAGUGGGUGUGGGUGAAGACGACGACGGAGGGCGAGCCCAUCACGCCGGUGGGUGCGCUCUGGCGGAAGCCUUAUGAGAUCCUGGUGAUCGGAAGGAAGAGGGCAGAAAUAGGACCUCCUGCUUCUGCCUCUCGGGACGACGACGGCCAUCCCGCAGCAAAAGCCGGCGAGGAUGGCAUCACGCGAAGAGUUAUUGCGGCGGUGCCGGAUGUUCAUUCGCGAAAGCCGAAUUUGCGCGAGGUCUUUGAGCAAGUGUUCUUCUAUGACGAAAGUCCUCGAGACAAUGCCGAAAUGCGAUAUACGGCUUUGGAGGUAUUUGCUCGCAAUCUCACGGCGGGAUGGUGGGCGGUUGGGGAUGAAGCUCUGAAGUUCAAUGCGGAGCAAUGGUGGGUCGAG